This is a messenger RNA of Sesamum indicum (sesame), 1744 nucleotides long. RefSeq names its product Glycosyl hydrolase superfamily protein. Gene Ontology annotation, molecular function: hydrolase activity, hydrolyzing O-glycosyl compounds. Gene Ontology annotation, biological process: carbohydrate metabolic process. NCBI's taxonomy places the organism in Eukaryota, Viridiplantae, Streptophyta, Magnoliopsida, Lamiales, Pedaliaceae. The record is from RefSeq and is a predicted model, not a curated record.
GGACACAGCUUAUUGUCUCUCCCUUUCUUCUUCCAGCGAAAAUAACUGAAUUUGCGGCUCCACUCGAGCUAGAAUACGCAUGACUGCGCAAUGCGCAUCCACACGCACAUCACACACUAAACCCCGCCAUAAACCCCUUUUCUGAAAACCAAAAAUACCCAUUUGCAAAGAUGUUUUUUCUGGCAAAAUUGCUUCUCUGCAUCACCACCCUCAUCCUCCUUUCCGCCGCCGUCUCCACCCCUUCCGCCACCACCCUCGGAGUCACUUGCAACCUCUCCACCCCCAACCUCACCGGACCGGAACACGUGGUAUCCACCCUCCAAUCCCGCCGCGUUUCCGCCGUCCGACUCCUCGACCCCACUCCCGCUGCUGUCCGCGCCUUCGCCUACACCAACAUCAGCCUCAUCCUUUCCGUUCCCAAUCAUCUCAUUCAGUCCUUCGCCGCCAACCGCUCCGCCUCCACCCUCUGGCUGCACUCCCACGUCCUCCCCUUCCACCCCCGCACCCACAUUUCCCUAAUCUCCGCUGGCUCGGACGUCCUAACUACUGCCGCCACCUACGAUCUUACCCUCGACCCAUCCACCGCCCUCCUCCCCGCCAUGCGCAACCUCCACCUCUCCCUACUUGACCUGGGCAUUCGAACAAUUUCUGUCUCCACCACAUUCUCUUUCAUCGACAUCUUGACGACGUCGUUCCCCCCCUCCUCCGCCGAGUUCCAAGAACCCAUCGGGUCUUUGAUCAUUCGUCCAUUGCUUCAGUUCUUGGACGAAACAAACUCUUCUUUCUUGGUCAAUCUCUACCCUUACAACGUCUACAGAAUCAACUCCGAAAUCCCAAUUGGGUAUGUGCUGUUCCAACAACAUCCGUUUAAUUUCCGGGACGACGUAAUCACCGGAGUCAGGUACUGGAAUUUGUUCGACAUGAUGGUUGACGCUGUUGUAGCCGCCAUGGCGGUUUCUGGGCAUGAGAAUAUCCCGGUGAUUGUGGCAGAGACCGGGUGGCCAAGCGAAGCAGAGGCUCAGGCAGCUGGAAACUAUGCGGAAAUGUACUUAAAGGGGCUGGUGACACAUUUGAGGUCUGGUUUGGGGACACCUUUGAGGAAAGAAGGGGUGGCUGAGGCCUACAUUUAUCAGUUGUUUGAUGAGGUUGAUUCGACUCACAAGAAUGAUAAGAAUGGUACGACCGGUGCUGCAAUGAGUGGAGUUACAGGGGCAGGGCAACAUUGGGGGAUCAUGUAUCCCAAUAUGACUAUGAAGUACAAUUUCGAUCUCUCAGGUUCAACAAGGGUUACAGGAAAUGAUAAAAGAUGGGUGAAGAUGGUUCUUGAAGUAGCUGCUUCUUUGGUGAGUGUCCUGCUGUUUCUUUAGUGUAAAAUUGUAGACUUUUGCCCAACUGGGAAUAGACUCUUGCAGCCUUGGUGAAAAUCUUAAGUGUUUUUCAUCCUGAAUUUGGUAGUAGUUACUCAAGAUCUUCAAUGAUUGUUAGUUAAUAGAUUUAGUCCCUUAAUCAAAGGUGAAUUCAGUACUCUUGUUACUGAUAUUAACGUUCUUGAAGAGCACUGCAAUUAGCAGAGUGACCAAUUGGUUCAUCAUUUGUAAGUUUUGUUAUAGAAAUCCCAAACAAAAGUUGGAUUCCAGUAUCAUUUGGUAGAUUCUUGAUGAAUGUACGUGCUAGAUCAGUUUCCUACUUCACCAUGUUAUAAUGAAGUCGCUAAUGCAGUCUGCUUCUUGAAUUCUGAUGGCGG